AUCUGAUGAUUCUAAAGACAGUGAUCUUUCUGAUAACACAUCCCUGGAAAAGGACGGUAUAUACAGCAACAGCAAGAAAACAGAUAAUUCCCACGAACCUUUGGAUUUGUCAAUAAAAACUAAGGAACCGGAGAAGAAAAAAACCCUCAAGUCAAUACUUACAAGCCCAAAAAUAAUAAUUCCGAAAAUAUUAGGACAUACUAAACAAAUUGAUAAACCCGCUAUUAUUAAAAAUGAAGAUAAUGGUACAAUAUUUAAUAAACUUAAGCCCAAGAAAGUUGAGAGUGGAAUAAAAAAGGGGCCUUUAAAGGCUAUGAUUCCUCUAGGGAGUAUGGCUAAAAUGAAUGGUCCACCAGAUAAAUUUACAUCGCCAACACAUAGCUUAAAUAGCAAAUCAACUGGUCAAAGUAUAAAUAAGAGAACAAGCACUCCCAUAUUAGAAAAAAAUAUUAAACCAAUUGCACAAUCAACUCCUGAAUCAAAAUUAUCAGAGUCGUCGUUUGGGAAAAUGAAGUAUAAUAUUCCCUCUUCUCCUUUAGCAAGAACAAGUGGACUAGUUAAGCCUUCUACUUUGGUGGGAAGGAGAACUGCAUUUAAUAAUAGCAAAAAUAAUUCUGGGUCUGCACCAAGUCUAUCAGACUCAGGUUGCAAAGGGUUUAGUAAAAAGGAAAGCCCCAAUACAACCAUUGAAAGAAGGCAUUCAGCAUCAGAAUUGAAAAAACCCACUGGGCCCACUUUAAAACGAAGUUUCAGUGCAGCCCAGGAGGCAAGUUCUUCAGUUUUAACGAAAAUGAGACAAAAUAUCGCUAAGACAAGGCAUAAUUCAUUGGAAGGGCACAAUUCGAGAUUGAGCCUGAAAAAUCCUUCAAGAAGUUCUGAAAACAUCGCUGAAGGUAAUCAGUUAAAGGCAAAAAACAGAAUACUAUCGAACAUUAAACCAGCUAACCUGAUUUCAAAGAUAAACAGAAAACAAGGGAAAGAAAACAAAUGUUAGUUCACCUUUCAAUUUUAUUAAAAAAAUUAGUAACUAACUUCAUAUUUAUAAAUA
Messenger RNA from Agrilus planipennis (emerald ash borer), 1048 nucleotides. RefSeq lists its product as uncharacterized. The transcript is spliced from 5 exons. Bases 314 to 994 code for a protein of 226 amino acids. The record is from RefSeq and is a predicted model, not a curated record. Lineage: Eukaryota; Metazoa; Arthropoda; Insecta; Coleoptera; Buprestidae.